UAUUAAAUACAUAUUUUUGUGAGCUUUGAACUUAAAAAAAACUUUUACUAGUAUAUGUUUCUUUUUUGGGAGGGUGAAUUCUAUGGGAUAGAGAUAAUGGCCUGUGCUAGCAGACAUUUCUACCACCAUAUUCCUCUCAUCUUUCUUUCACAGAUUCUUUCAAUCUUAAAUGUCCAUGAAUCUGCUCUUGUUAGGUUCUUUAUCUUCAACUACACCAGCAACGUGUAAGGGUAGUGUCACCUUUAAUAGUACAAGUAGUCAUAUUAUUUUUGCUGUAAAUUCUGUUGAUAGAUCUCUACAGGUUGUUACGGGUGAUCUUUGGGGUCAAACCUUAAUACCCACAUGUUUGAUAAUUGUCUUACUGCUUGAUUUUAGGAAUUUAAGGACUUCUCUCCCGUAAACUAGAAUUCCUGUCAGAUUCUUUUGCCUGGGGGAAGGGGGAAGCUUAGCUAGUUUUUAUUGAUUUGAUAUCUAAUUUGGAAUCUUUGUUUUCUGGUCACUUUGGCGCAUUUCUUGUUCUGGACUCUGGUUGGUAGUUAACAGGAUAAAAGCAAAUUCUGUUUAGAAUUAGAAACUCAGAAUCUUGAGGGAUUCUUUAAUUCUUUUUUGUGAUUAUUGCCAAAAUUUUCCUUAUCUUCCUAAUCCUGGCUCUUCUAUUUUGCAUUUCUCAGUUAGUAGAGGCUAUAGUACUGGAUAAGAUAGCAUCUUUUUUCUUUUUAAUCUUUCCCUCACGGGUACAACUCCUCCCAAUCAAUCUGUCUUGUAGUCAAUUUGGAGUUUGCUGGGUUUUUCUUCUUAUCCCAAGGUUCUUGAUUUUUUGGUGAUGUUGGAUUUUACUAGACAGUUUCUAUAGAUUUGACAGUGGGUCUCUCUCUUCUAGCUGGAAUUAACAAGGAAGUUAGACCCACUUCAGUCUGGGGUACUGUUUUCUUAGUUAGCUUGUAAUUGGUUACUGUGUCUUGGAUGAGUCUUCUCCAUGUAUUUGGGUUUGGUUUGAAGGUGGGGCAUCUGCUUUGGAUGUUAUGUUGCUGGAUAGCAUCUAUGAUCUCCAUGAACUGGUUCAUUAAUGGUGAAUUUAAGGACGCCAAGGCUGGUCUCCUUGGUGAUAGUGGUAGCAAGAUGUGGUUCAAAUGCUGGGAUAAAAUCUCUAGCUAUAGCUUCAAGAUCCACCAUCACUACUACCAGUAUAUUGGUUCAAAGACACUUGGCAAAACUUGGUGGAGAAAGCUCUUGUUUUCAUGGGUAAUUGUUUGGACUGUAGCUUCUAUUUGGAUCUUCUGUUACAUGAGCUCUCAAGCUACGGAAAAGAGGAAGGAGACACUUGCUAGCAUGUGUGAUGAGAGAGCGAGGAUGUUGCAGGAUCAGUUUAAUGUAAGCAUGAACCAUAUCCAGGCUAUGUCCAUUUUGAUCUCAACUUUCCACCAUGGCAAGCACCCCUCUGCUAUUGAUCAGAGGACUUUUGCGAGGUACACGGAACGAACAGCUUUUGAGAGGCCCCUCACAAGUGGUGUGGCAUAUGCUGUAAGGGUGCUCCACUCGGAAAGGGAACAAUUUGAGAAGCAACAGGGUUGGACUAUUAAGAGGAUGGAUACACUUGAAAAAAAUCCAGUUCAUAAAGAUGACUAUAAUCCUGACCUCUUGGAACCAUCACCAAUUCAGGAAGAAUAUGCUCCUGUUAUCUUUGCACAGGAUAUCAUUUCACAUGUGGUUUCUAUUGAUAUGCUGUCAGGAAAGGAAGAUCGUGAGAAUGUAUUGCGUGCAAGAAAAUCAGGAAAAGGGGUGCUAACAGCUCCUUUUAGGUUACUCAAAACAAAUCGUCUUGGAGUUAUUUUGACAUUUGCAGUUUACAAGGGGGAUCUUCCCUCAAAUGCAACUCCUAAUGAGAGGAUUCAAGCAACUGAUGGGUAUCUUGGUGGAGUGUUUGAUAUUGAGUCACUUGUGGAAAAGUUGCUACAACAGCUUGCAAGUAAACAAACAAUCCUUGUGAAUGUGUUAGAUACAACUAAUCAGUCUCACCCUAUCAGUAUGUAUGGCUCAAAUGCAUCCGAUGAUGGGUUGGAACAUGUCAGCCACCUUAAUUUUGGAGAUCCUUUCAGAAAGCAUGAGAUGCGCUGCAGGUUUAAGCAAAAGCCACCAUGGCCAUGGUUAGCUAUAACCACUUCAAUCGGCAUCCUUGUCAUUGCAUUACUUGUUGGGCAUAUAUUCCAUGCAACUGUUAAUCGAAUUGCUAAGGUGGAAGAUGAUUUCCAUGAGAUGAUGGAGCUCAAAAAAAAGGCUGAGGCAGCUGAUGUUGCCAAAUCUCAGUUCCUUGCUACUGUUUCCCAUGAGAUCAGAACCCCAAUGAAUGGUGUUCUGGGAAUGUUGCAUAUGCUUAUGGACACAGAUUUAGAUGUUACACAGCUAGAUUAUGUCAGAACUGCACAAGCUAGUGGAAAGGCUCUGGUCGCACUUAUAAAUGAGGUCUUGGAUCAGGCUAAGAUUGAGUCUGGUAAGCUAGAGCUUGAGGAAGUGCAGUUUGAUUUACGAGCAGUCUUAGAUGAUGUGUUGUCACUCUUUUCGGGGAAGUCUCAGGACAAAGGAGUUGAGGUGAGACACCUGUAUUGCACUGACCCUAUUCAUCCACCCCCUCCUCUCCUCUCUUCCUUUCUAUUUUACCCUUAAUUUGGUGUCCAUCCAAGUAACAUUGUCUAAUGUAUAGUCAAUUUUGUAUAAUCA
Molecule: messenger RNA, 2715 nt
Organism: Theobroma umbraticum
Lineage: Eukaryota; Viridiplantae; Streptophyta; Magnoliopsida; Malvales; Malvaceae
Gene: HK3
Product: histidine kinase 3
Biological process (GO): signal transduction
Cellular component (GO): nucleus
Molecular function (GO): phosphorelay sensor kinase activity
Source: RefSeq, a predicted model, not a curated record